AUGUUAUUUUUCUUUUACUCGGCCCCACUCUCUUCUCUCACACGAAACAACAACAACAUCUCUUCUCUGCUCACGCUUCAACAACAACACAAGGUAAAUGAAAAUGAAAGGUUCAGAACCAUACCAAAUCGGAGGAGAUUUUCCGAUGACGAAUCCGGCGUACUCAGGCGCGCAACUUUCUCUUCCUUCGAUCAAAGAGUUUCCGUCGGAGAUGAAGCUGUUGUUCGCUGCGUGCUGCUCGACUAUGAAGGUCUUGUGUUGAACAAAUUGGUGCAAAUGUUGGCGUUUUAUGUUCAGAAAAUGCAGGCUUUUUGUUUGGUUAUGGGUAGCUAGCUGGCUUGGGAUAGUGAAGUAACAUGGUGAUGUGCAGAGAACAAACGUGAAAGACAAAUCUUUUUUUGUUUAUAUCUUUUUGUUUGACUUGUACUAAAGUUAAAGAAAUCAAAAAAAGAA
Molecule: messenger RNA, 453 nt
Organism: Vicia villosa (hairy vetch)
Lineage: Eukaryota; Viridiplantae; Streptophyta; Magnoliopsida; Fabales; Fabaceae
Exons: 2
Coding region: 1-333 (110 amino acids)
Source: RefSeq, a predicted model, not a curated record